AUGAAAAUCACUGACGCGUUUCAAAAGGCGCCCAUCCUGGCCACGACUACCAAGACAGUUGCUAACGCUUCAUUCGACCAGUCGGCCUGGCUCAAUGGCCUCAAACCGGCCGAUAAGGAGCUACUGGACACGGAGAUCACCCAUAUUCACGACUCGUGGUUGCCACACCUCCACAAGGAGAUCAGCAAGCCGCAAUUUCUCAAUUUGAAAAAGUUUCUGGCCUCCCGAGAAGCUGCCGGAGUGAACAUUUUCCCGCCCAAAAAGGACAUUUACUCAUGGACCAGUCUUACUCCUUUCGACAAGGUCAAGGUGAUCAUCAUAGGACAAGAUCCCUAUCACGGCAAGAAUCAGGCUCAUGGGCUGGCCUUCUCCGUCAACCCACCCACUCUGCCGCCGCCGUCCCUCAAAAACAUGUACAAGUGUCUCAAGAACGACUACCCAGACUUUGACGUGCCUGCCAAGUCGGGUCUAUUGACCCCGUGGGCCGAACAGGGUGUUCUAAUGCUCAACACGGUGCUCACGGUUGAGGAAAAGAAGGCCAAUGCGCACAAAGACAAGGGUUGGGAGGCCGUGACCUUUACAGCUCUGUCAGCGGCUGUCAAACACAACUCUGGCUGUGUGAUUUUGGCGUGGGGAAGCCCUGCUGCCAAAAUCGCAGACAAGAUGAACAUUGACAAGAGCAAGCACCUGGUGCUCAAGGCCGUCCACCCCUCGCCAUUGUCGGCACAUCGAGGAUUCCUCACGUGUGGACACUUUAAGCAGGCCAACGAGUGGCUUGAGAAGCGGUACGGUCCAGAGGGGAUUAUCAAGUGGGGUCUUGAGGGUAAGACAGUUGGCAGUAAGGGGACUAAGGAGGCCACCACUGACACGGUCAAGGAAGAGCUUGCUAAAGAGUCUAUCAAGGAGUCCGUUGAGACAGUUAAGGAACCUACUGAGCAGUCGUCAGUCAAACCGACAUCUGCGAAGUCCACAGCACCACCAUCAUCACAAGAAAAGCUAGACCAACUCCUGUUGUCUGUGCCUGAUGUGGAUGAUGACGAACUGGACGAUAUCCUGCCUCCCCCCAAGAAGCAAAAGGUGUAA
Molecule: messenger RNA, 1083 nt
Organism: Yarrowia lipolytica CLIB122
Lineage: Eukaryota; Fungi; Ascomycota; Dipodascomycetes; Dipodascales
Biological process (GO): base-excision repair, AP site formation via deaminated base removal; base-excision repair
Cellular component (GO): nucleus; mitochondrion
Molecular function (GO): uracil DNA N-glycosylase activity
Source: RefSeq, a predicted model, not a curated record